CCCCGCCUCUCCCCGAGCUUAAAACUGAUUACAGGUUGCUUAUCGACUCCGGCACAAUUUCACCCCUUCCAGCAGAGAUCGUGCUGGGGUUUUAUACGGCAUCAAUUAUUUAUCAUAUUUUAUAAAUCCAGCCGCACAGUCCCGUGCCCCCGAGGAGGGGGCGGCCGGCGAUUGGCGCCGGAGCGGCCACGUGCCCGCGCGUCACCGGGGCCGGGAGGAAAAAGGCUCUUUUUGGUGUAAAUCUGGACUCUAAUUCCGUAAUAUAUCACGGUACCUCGUAAAACCGACACUAAAACGUCCCGACCUACAAAUCACCCGGCCAAAUUAUGAGUUCAUUGUAUUAUGCCAACGCUUUAUUUUCUAAAUAUCAAGCCGCAAGUUCGGUUUUCCCAUCCGGAGUGUUCCCCGAGCAAACUUCUUGCGCUUUCGCCUCCAACGCGCAGCGAGCGGGGUAUGGGGCCGGCUCCACGCCUCCCUUCGCCGCCUCCGUGCCCGGGCUCUACGGCGGCGGCUCCGUGCACCCCCAGCCCCCCGCCGUGUACCCCCAGGGCUACGGGCUGGAGCCCGGCUCCUUCAACGUGCCCUGCUCGCCCUUCGAGCAGAACCUGGCCCUGAUGUGCCCCGGGGACGCGGCCAAGCAGGGCUGCGGCAAGGGCGAGCAGAGGGACGCGGAGCUGCAGGGCGACGGCAAUUUCCGCAUCUACCCCUGGAUGAGGAGCACAGGAACGGACAGAAAACGCGGCCGCCAGACCUACACCAGGUACCAGACCCUGGAGCUGGAGAAGGAAUUUCACUACAACCGGUACCUGACGCGGCGCAGGAGGAUCGAGAUCGCGCACUCGCUGUGCCUGACCGAGCGCCAGAUCAAAAUCUGGUUCCAGAACCGCCGCAUGAAGUGGAAAAAGGAGAAUAAAAGCGCCUGCCCCGGCUCCAGCGGGCAGGAAAAACCAGACGCCGAGGAGGAUGAGGAGGAGUGAAAAGGGGAGAGAGGUGGAUGAGGGAAAACCAGAGGGGAAAACGCCAAAAAACGCGUUAAAAACAGAAAAAAACCCCACAAAAAAAAGACUCUAUAUAAAAAUAAAUGAUAGGCGCAUAAAUAAUUAAACCCCUAGGAGUGAUGCGUUGUGUUUCAUGACACUGAGAAAUAAAUACUACCUAUAUUAAUUUUUUUUUUCUUUUUGUACAAUAGACUAUCUACCUAUUAAAUGUGGCUUUAGAGUCAGGAUAGACACUUUUUUUAUUUUUAUUUUUAUUUUUUUUUUCCUACGUGAGCCUUCCUCUAGCACCAGUAAUUUGUAAAAGCUCCGUUUGUACUUCGCUGUGGCAUUUCUCGAUUUGGGAUUUUUUAUUUUUUUUUUUUUGUUCGGUGGGGGUGGGUGAUGAAGUAACGUGGUCGUGUUUUAGCACCUUCCGUUUAGAAAAUGUGACCCGAAAAAUUAAAAAAAAUUAAAAAAAAAAAAAAAAAAAAAAAAAGCCUGAAUGCAAAUUCCAUUUAGAGCUUAGAGUCCUGUACAUAAUAGGAAUUCUUAUAAUUCUCCUUCCUCCCUGUCACCUCUGUGGUUCUUUUCCCCUUGCGAUGCUCUUUUGUCUGUGGAUAUUUUUACCUUCGUUGUUCGAGCCUCCACGGGGGGGAAAAAGGGGAAAAAAUUUAAAAAAAAAAAGGGAAAAAGAAGAAGAAUUAGUAUUGUGCUACGUCAAAUGUUGUAUAUCAAAGUAGCAAAUUAUUUAAUGGCGGCGCGUUGCUUUUUUUUUGUUAUUAUUAAUUAAUAUUAUUAUUAUUAUUAUUAUUUUUCUUGGUCUGUGAUUAUUAUUCUUGGAAAUAAAAGGAAAUCUCCGAUAAUCUGCA
This is a messenger RNA of Oenanthe melanoleuca, 1846 nucleotides long. It is a transcript of the gene HOXB7, whose product is annotated as homeobox B7. The coding region runs from base 327 to 977 and encodes 216 amino acids. Gene Ontology annotation, molecular function: RNA polymerase II cis-regulatory region sequence-specific DNA binding; DNA-binding transcription factor activity, RNA polymerase II-specific. The record is from RefSeq and is a predicted model, not a curated record. Gene Ontology annotation, cellular component: nucleus. Gene Ontology annotation, biological process: regulation of transcription by RNA polymerase II; anterior/posterior pattern specification. NCBI's taxonomy places the organism in Eukaryota, Metazoa, Chordata, Aves, Passeriformes, Muscicapidae. The transcript has 2 exons.